Messenger RNA from Centruroides sculpturatus (bark scorpion), 895 nucleotides. RefSeq names its product probable dolichyl pyrophosphate Glc1Man9GlcNAc2 alpha-1,3-glucosyltransferase. Gene Ontology annotation, cellular component: endoplasmic reticulum membrane. Lineage: Eukaryota; Metazoa; Arthropoda; Arachnida; Scorpiones; Buthidae. The record is from RefSeq and is a predicted model, not a curated record. Gene Ontology annotation, biological process: protein N-linked glycosylation. Gene Ontology annotation, molecular function: dolichyl pyrophosphate Glc1Man9GlcNAc2 alpha-1,3-glucosyltransferase activity. Bases 50 to 580 code for a protein of 176 amino acids. The transcript is spliced from 4 exons.
GCCUGUUCUUUGGGUACUAUGGAAAUCACCUAAAGAUCCUUGGAUAUUUAUGAGGGGUUCAAUCUUAUGUGCUUUUGGUGCAUUUUUAUUUGGAUGGCAUGUUCAUGAAAAAGCUAUUCUCAUGGUUAUUUUACCAUUGACGCCUUUGGCUCUUUUUCAACGUUUUGAAGCUGAAGUAUUUUUAUUUUUGGCAACUAUUGGCCAUUAUUCUAUUUUUCCACUUCUUUUUAAGGCAGCAGAAACUCCCAUCAAGAUAUUUCUUUUGUUGCUACACAGUGUAUAUGCAUUUACAGCUUUAAGUAGAAUACAUCGACCAAGAAAAACAGAUGGUUUUCUUCCACUAUUGAAUACCCAAGAGAGCUUAUUUCUUUUAGGAUUAAUACCUUUACAGAUGUAUUACAGUUUCGGAAAUAAGUUAUUAGGAUUGGAUCAGCGUUUGCCCUUUUUACCAUUACUUUUAAUAUCCACAUAUUGUGCCUUUGGUAUUUUUCAGAUGUGGAUUAAAAUGUAUAAAGAUUAUACACAAUAUAAAACUCCUGUACUUUUUACGAUGGAUGGAAAAGAGCUGAAAAAAUCAUAAAAAUAUUUGCAAAAUAUUUUCUGAAAUGCAAAGAAGUUAACAUGUGGGAAGUUUUACUUUAAAAAUAAAUAUAAAUUUAUUUAUUUUGCAUUAUUUAUUAUUUAUAUAUACAUAUAUAUAUAAUUUCUCAUUACCUAAAAUUUUCUAAGUCAAAAUGUUUGUUUUGUUAUGUGUGAUUCACAAUAACAUAUCAAUAUUUUUAAUUAAGUGCAAUUUUGAAGUUGAUUUUAACAUACAAGUUUUAUAAUUAUAUAAAGUUAAAAAAAUUUUAAAAAAUGCUCUUUAAACUAUAUAAUAUAUUGUAAAAAUUAUUAA